AUGGCCGUCCCUCCCGCUCAACAAAUCCAGCAGCUCGAGCGCGAAGUUUUGGACUCGAGCCGCACUCUCUACGAUAUCGGGGAGAAGGUCAGCCGGGUCGACGGGAUUCUUGGGAAACAAGAACAUAUCAAGCAGUGGUUUGAAGCCUGCUACGCGUACAAGAAGUUUAUCACCCAAUCAGACUUUCUUGCGCUCCGCGUCUCUACGUAUUUGAGCUCCUCCUUUAUGAGCAUCAUAGAUCCUGGAGCUUCUGUUCCGGCCAACAAGACGAUCGCCGGGCUGUCGGCAUAUGCUGAGGGAUUUGAAUCGUUCUAUGCAAUCAGCUUAUCUGACGGUAUCGAUGCCACUCUCAAGUCCACCGAGACCAUCGCAAACGACCUGCAACAUGCCGUCGACGAUAUCCUCAAACAAAGCACCAAUGUGUUCGAAGACGACGACGAGAGCGUGUACUACAAGCAGACCCGUUUCGACAUCUUUCUCAGGGUGUUCUUCAGCCUUGAAAAGUCCCUCGUUAGUCUGUUCGGCUCGACUUGGCACCAGGAUGACCCAGUGCCUCGCGUUGUUGUCGCGGACAAACCUGAAGACUCCCCGGCGCACCCCCAGUGUGCGUUCACUAUUCGAGGCAAAGAUGCCAGGCGUUUGCGAGACCUCAUGGACGAUGUCGCGAAGGACGUGAGGCAUGUGCGCGACCAGCUCAAACAACAGCAGGCGCUCUUUUGUGAGGUGUUCGAUCGGCCGGGGUCCGAGCUUAAAGAGGAUAUCCGGGACCGUAUCACUGCACUCGAAGCAGACGGUGACGACGCGACUCAGACGACCCAGGCCCGCGGGAGCCCUUACUGGACGGAGCUCGCGGCGCUUUACGACGUCUACGCCAGGACGUCCAAGUCAGCGUACUAG
This is a messenger RNA of Epithele typhae, 897 nucleotides long. RefSeq lists its product as uncharacterized. The transcript is spliced from 8 exons. The coding region runs from base 1 to 897 and encodes 298 amino acids. Lineage: Eukaryota; Fungi; Basidiomycota; Agaricomycetes; Polyporales; Epitheliaceae. The record is from RefSeq and is a predicted model, not a curated record.